This is a messenger RNA of Bombina bombina (fire-bellied toad), 3169 nucleotides long. It is a transcript of the gene MAPK11, whose product is annotated as mitogen-activated protein kinase 11. The transcript is spliced from 12 exons. The record is from RefSeq and is a predicted model, not a curated record. Gene Ontology annotation, cellular component: nucleus; cytoplasm. Gene Ontology annotation, biological process: protein phosphorylation; intracellular signal transduction. NCBI's taxonomy places the organism in Eukaryota, Metazoa, Chordata, Amphibia, Anura, Bombinatoridae. Gene Ontology annotation, molecular function: ATP binding; MAP kinase activity. Bases 276 to 1361 code for a protein of 361 amino acids.
UUAAAACAUGUUUAGUGGUGUCACAUUUUCCUGGAAUUCCCCAGGACAAUUUUCCUCCUGACCAGGGCCCGGGGAAAUACCAAGUAAACACCUAACCUGCUGAUCUCUAGCAAUUCGUCCUCCUUCCCUAAUGCCGCCCUUAUCUUCAGCGUUCUCUCCUCCCCCAGCCAUGCCUUGUUCAUUGGCUUGUACUCCCACAGCUUUCCAUCCUGUCAGCCCCUCCCCGCUUUCUCUGAGUCUCCCAACCCAGCCUGUGCUUGCCGGUUUUGUACAAGAUGAACUGCCGGGCAGGAUUCUACCGACAGGAGCUCAAUAAGACGGUGUGGGAGGUCCCUGAUCGGUACAAGCAGCUUACCCCCGUGGGAUCCGGUGCCUAUGGCUCAGUAUGUUCUACUUACGAUACGAAGACAAGACAAAAGGUUGCCGUUAAAAAGCUCUCCAGACCUUUUCAAUCGCUUGUUCAUGCAAGAAGGACCUACAGGGAACUGCGGCUACUCACGCACAUGAAACAUGAAAAUGUUAUAGGUUUAUUAGAUGUUUUUACACCAUCAACGUCUGUUGAAAAUUUUAAUGAAGUAUAUUUGGUGACUAACCUAAUGGGAGCUGAUCUCAAUAACAUAGUGAAGUGCCAAAAGCUAACGGACGACCACAUUCAAUUUCUUAUAUACCAGUUACUAAGGGGCCUCAAGUAUAUACAUUCAGCUGGAAUCAUCCACAGAGACCUGAAGCCCAGCAAUUUAGCAGUAAACGAAGACUGUGAAUUGAGGAUUUUAGAUUUUGGUUUGGCACGGCAGACAGAUGACGAAAUGACUGGUUAUGUUGCAACAAGGUGGUACAGAGCACCAGAAAUUAUGUUAAACUGGAUGCACUAUAAUCAGACAGUGGACAUUUGGUCAGUUGGAUGCAUCAUGGCAGAGCUACUAAAAGGCAGAGCUCUUUUCCCAGGGAAUGACUAUAUUGAUCAGCUAAAAAGGAUAAUGGAAGUUGUCGGAACCCCUAAUUCUGAAUUUCUUAUGAAAAUUUCAUCUGAACAUGCUAGACGAUAUAUUGAAUCUUUGCCGUAUACGCCUAAGCAAGAUUUGAAGGAAGUUUUCCGUGGUGCCAACCCAUUGGCUAUCGAUCUACUGGAAAAGAUGCUCAUAUUAGAUAGUGACAAGAGAAUAACUGCCACAGAAGCACUUGCCCAUCCAUAUUUUGUACAAUAUCAUGACCCUGAAGAUGAACCCGAAGCAGAACCGUAUGACGAGUCUACAGAGGACAAAGAACGUACCAUAGAUGAAUGGAAAGAGAUUACAUACCAAGAAGUGAUUAGUUUUAAACAGCCUGAUCAUAAAAUUGACAACUUGGAAAUAGAACAAUAAGCACAGAUAUUUCUCUUCGACCUGGAUGGUUUAUGAACUUGAACUGGUUCUGUUGACCAAAGAUGAGUGAUACUACUGGAGACGUCUGCAUUGUAUCUAUGUGGCUACUACCCUGAUUAUCGCAGUACAUGGAAUUUUAUGUUAAAAUUUUAUGGCACCUGCAUAAAGACUAUUCUUUAUAAAGCACAGUUUUCAUGUUCUGCAGGAAAGAUUGACUGACAAGCAUUAAGUAUAAGUUCAUAACAACUCUUGAAUAUCUGACUGUACAAAGAUACUCACAUAAGUAAUUCAGUUUCUAAUGCAUUUUGCUUUCUGUUGUAACAGUAACAUCUCUUUUCUUGACACUAAGCACUGUGUGAGCAUGUCUAAUUGGGUAAGAUUUUAGAGAUUGGCCUUUGAUACUUUUAAAGGGACAUUAAACACUAAAUGCUAGAUAUGAUAAUGCAUUCAAAUAAAAGAUUAGUCUGAGAAUAACAUGUAGAUGUAUUUUUUUUUAAGUUUCAUUAGUUGUUUAAAUAAUUAACAUUAUAACUUUUAAUGUCUAUGAAGCAAUGGGAGCUGCCAUGUUGCAACUUGACUUUCUGUCUCUGCUGUGGCCAAUUAGGGACAGUUAUAAAUAGGUCACUAGAGUGCAGCCAAUGGCUGUGUGGAAUAUAACAGUGUUCUGCACUUCAAUUUCUAACAGGAACUGAAAAGCUCACAAUUUUAGAAUAAAACUACAGGAAAAGGGGGCAAAAUAAAAUAUUGCAGAUUUUUUUUUUUUAAUUAUAAAGUGUUUAAUGUUCCUUUAAUACCUCAAUAACAACAAUAAUAUUUCAUACUGUUGGUAUUAUUAUUAUUAAGGAUGAUUAACAGUGUCAAAAACAUCAGAAUGGAAUUUUCAAUAUUCAAAUUUUAAUAUUCGUUCUAUAGAAACACACAAAUUGUAGAACAAAUGUAAAGAGAAACAUUGAUUUUGCUGUUCAAAUGUCAAAAGCACACACAUUUUAACAUCCCUUAUAUAAAGAGACAAUAAACAUGAGACAUUUUAAGUUAAAACUAAUUGUGUGCCUUUAAAUGUUCCAGAUUCUGAAUAUAAGCUGAGCAGUGUCCAGCAAGCCCCACCACUCUAUUCACUGAUUAUUUUGCAUGUUCCCAGUCCUAAACUAUCUGCCCUAUGGCUUGAAGCAGAUGUGUUGCACAUGCUCACAUUCACCCUCUCACCUGCUGGGAGUGUGCACAAUACAGAGUGAAUUUAGUGGGGAGUAUGGCUUCUUGUUGACUGUACCCCCACUAAUGAAAAUAAGAAAACAAAUGUUAGCUUGAGGGCGGCAGGGGAUGUGUUUGCAGAAAACGGUUUCUUAGAAAAAUUGCGCUUAUCAGUUUACAAUCGUAGAAGGUUUAAAGGCAAAUACUACUUCAUUUUAGUAAUAUUUCUCAUGUUUACUAUCCCUUUAAGUAUUGAAUCUCAAGCAUAGGUAUCAGUAUAGAAUAUCAGGGAAUUGUGGUAUCAGCCCAUGCUCUAGUCAUAAUAAAUUAAAACUAAAAUGCUGCAUGUGUUUUAAAGAAGGAAAAAAAAUUGUUUCCCCAUGAAUGUGAAAAUCAGCUUUUAAUGUGUGAUGAGUGCAUGUUAAAAUUAGGUUAUAAUGUCAAUAUGAGGGAGGGACAGAAGUCUGUAGCAUAUCUGUGAAGAAAUGAUAAGCCUGCUUUUAUUUAUAGCCAGUGCCUUUCAGAGAUGAAAGGGGCAAAAGAUCAUGUGUCCUUACUUAUGUCUGCUAAGCAUUGCCAGUCUUGUAUUUCUUAUGCUGCCAAUAAAAAAAUCAAUCUUU